AUGACAUCCACUUCUUUACAUAUGGACAAAGAUGCGGAACGUUUAUAUUACGAGUUAUGUUAUCGAAAAGCAGCAAGGCGAAUUGCAUGGUCAACACAGAAUAUAGUUGCAUGGUCACCACCUUCUUAUAAUAAUUUAGAUACCAGAUUUUCACGCUUUUCCCCAAGUAUCGGAGCCUUCAGUCCAUGUAGAACUACUUCUCUUGAUGCCAAUGGUCCCGCUUGGUCUUUUACAAAUAAUGAUAAUUUAUUUCCUUUUGAUCGUGUAGAAAGCCAUCACAGAUUCGGAGAUGAUAUUACAGAUUUAGUAUGGAACCAGACAGGUUCUGCACUAGCAUCCAUAGACCAAAGAGGUAAAAUAGCGAUAUGGACCAUGAAUAAUUAUGUGAACCGGUGGAAAUGCAUUUGUAAUGUCAACCUAGGAGAAAAUGUGAUUGAAUUUAUGUGGCUAGAUAGUGCACGAUUGUAUUCACGUGUUUCUAAGGCGCGUUCAGCCGAGUCGCCUUAUAAACGAGGUUCAUUUAAAGGUCCUCGGAAUCAAUUUGGCGAAUUCGCUUUUAUAACUGUCACGACUGAUGGAAAGGUAGCUGUUUGGUACCAGAAAGGAAAGAAAUUUUUUUCUAAAAUUAUAUCCCACUUGCGCUAUCCUUCAAAACGAAUAUCUCAUGCUGAUAUAGUGCUUAGCGAUGGAAAUUAUAUCUUGGCUACAUACAGUCCUGAAUUUCUGCCAAAACUAGUCAUGUUUUACGAAAUCAAAAUUGACAUGCUCUCUUUACAAGUUGGUUGUCAGCCUAUCGCUAAUAUUCAUCUUGCUACUCCGAUUAGUGACCCCCCUUUAUUCAUUGAACGAUCUCAAGUAUUGCACUUGAAACUAAUAUCAAACUCGCAGUCUCAUGGAAUCCGACUUAUAAUUAUAACAGCCGAGAAAGCAGGGUCUAACGUUUUCAAUAGCAGCAUUGCUAUGUGGGAAAUUAAUAAAUCCACACCACCAAUUGAAUCUCCAGAAACCGCAAUGAAAAUUGAUAUACCACCACCGAAUGUUCAAUUCAUCGUUUGCGAACAAUUGGAUCAUAAGUUGGUAACGAAUAUUUGGAUACAAGAAAACGAACUCUUCCUUGGUUUUAGUGAUGGUCAAGUUCAGUUUCGUCACUACGACACUUUAAAAAUCCUUCCAGAAGAAAGACAUGUUAGCAUAAAAUAUUUUCAAGAUUACAAUUUUCCAAAAUACAGUACUUGGGUUCCUUCAAAUUAUACGGCUUGUACAGACGCAAUAAUUGAAUUCGCAACUUCACCGAACGGAACGUUACUUCUUUGCAGAAGGGCUUCCGAUAAACUUGAUUGUUUAGACAUAGCUGACGCAUUGGAUCAAAACAUCGACUUGCUAGCCAGGAUUUGUGUUGCUUCAUCUUGUGCAAAUAAACUGACAUUAUCAAUAUUAAAUAAUAUUGACCAUACGGAUUUAGAGAAUAUAAUAAAGAAAUUUUCCGGUGAUCAAGAUGAUCAAGAUGAUCAAGAAGGUGUAUUUAAACUUAUUCUCAAAGAAACUUUUACAAAUUUAUCGAGCGUUUUUCCGGAUGGAUUGGAAACAACAGCUUCUUCAGAUUUUCUAAGCAGGCUGUUUGGGAUACAACUAUCAUUACUAAAAUCUUGUCGACGGGAUAAUAUUACUUAUUUAAAUACAUUAUACUUUAUGCACUUACGUGCUUUAGAAAAAAUAUUUCAAAAUAACGUUUCUUCUGAUGGUACCUUUUCUCUAGAUUCCCUUCAGUCACUUUUAUCUCUUACUUCCUGGGUUAUGGAUUUUUCAGUUUAUUUUAUUAAAGAUACGUAUUUACUAUUCUUUACAAUGAAACCGGGAAGAGAUCUAUCAUCAGAAAAGUCUCAUAUCAUCCUUCUUUAUAAUUUGAUAAGUCGCACGGCUUUUAAGAAUUUGCUAUCUCUUGUUGGGAAAUUUAAGGAACACGUUAAUUCAUUAGCGGCAAAUAGUCCCCUUGAUUUUCAAGAUAUGAAUAGAACUCUUCAGUAUUCAUUUGAAUCCUGGCCGCUUAAAUUAGAAUCAUUAGAAUCAUUUAUAAAUGAGGCCGGAUCUAUUAUUGAUAAAUCAAUGAAAGAGAUAUCUGAUCCGCAAUUGACCAAAUAUGAAAUAUUUUUCGAUUCUAAACUUCAAAAAUCAUUGCAUGGAACCCUUCGGGAAUUGGAACAAAUAUUUAUAAAUAAUAUCACUACAGAUGAUAACGUUAAUUUAUAUGUUUAUGACACUAAAUGGAUCUCUUCAGAAUCUGUCGAUAUAAUUUUAAAAUCACGUACGAUUAAAGAUCGUGUAUGUACAAGAUGUGGUCAUUAUUCAACGAAACCUGAUAUGCAAAGUACACGAUGGGCGAGAAGUUAUACUAGAUCUUGUGUUUGUGGUGGGCUUUGGAUAUAUAUUAAAGAGAAAUAG
Messenger RNA from Funneliformis geosporum, 2439 nucleotides. The record is from the annotation of a GenBank genome assembly. Lineage: Eukaryota; Fungi; Glomeromycota; Glomeromycetes; Glomerales; Glomeraceae.